GAGCGAUCUUCGAAUCCUUAUCUCUGCUUUGUGAGAUACUUGUACCUGACAGAAAUAUCUAUCCCUGUAGAAUUCGAAUAAAAAUUAUUUUAAGGAAUUUAAGACUCGUUUCACUUUAGAUUUUUUCUUUAAGUCCCCAUUGACGUCUCUUGAUAUCAUAGUUUGCAACAUGGUGGAAGAAAAGUUCAAGGUUUUAACAUUUAAUUGCUGGGCUGUGUUUUUUCCAUCUCCAACCGUGAGGAAAGAAGAUCGCGUCAAUGCAAUUGCCUCUAAGUUAGCAGUUGGGGAUUUCGAUGUAAUUUUACUUCAGGAGAUUUGGUUGGAAUCAGAUUACAGAAAGCUUCGAAACAUAUUGGACAAUAAGUACCCUUACUCCAAUUACUUCUACUGCAACCUUAUAGGAACUGGUAUGUGCAUAUUUUCAAAAUGGACUAUAGAAUGUGUGUUUACACACCCUUUUACCGCUAAUGGAUAUCCUCAUCUAAUCCACCAGGCUGAUUACUAUUGUGGCAAAGGUAUUGGCUUAGCUCGCAUCACAAGCAAAGAAGGAUUUAGGAUUAACUUUUACGUAACACAUUUAAUUGCUCGUUAUGAAUUAGAUCGUAUGCUGGACAAAUAUAAUGGACAUCGAAUAUCUCAAUUAGUUGAAGUGAUGGAAUUUGUUCGUAUAACAUCAACUGGUGCCGAUGCAAUUAUAAUUACUGGAGAUUUCAAUUUAGAAUCGAACACUUCAGCUAUUGAAUUAUUUGGUACUUCGUUAAAAUUGUCUGAUGCAUGGCUGACUAAUACUAUGGCUUUGAAGAAUACAAAUAUUAAGGAAUUAGAAUUUGAAGGCUGUACAUGUGAUCGAGGUGAUAAUCCUUAUCGUAAUCAACUAUGGACAAAUACUUAUGGGAAUGGUGAAAGAUUAGAUUAUAUAUUUUAUCGUUCUGGUCCUUCAAUAAUGGAUUCAUUUCAUAUACCAUCCUAUGCCAAACUUGUUUGUGAUUCAUGUUGGUUAGAUAUGCGUAAAAUACCUGACGACCCUUAUGGUUUACAUUACUCUGAUCAUGAAGGUGUAGCUGCGAGCUUUACGAUUACACGACUGCGUAAUCCCGUUAAACCAGAAGGUGAACCAAUGUCAACAAAUGAAUUGAAUCGACUACGUGAUUUAUUAUAUGAUGCUGAUCAACAAUUAACUCGUGGUUUAAAUCAAUGUGUACAUGGUCGUUCAUUACAUUUAACAUGGGCAAUAAUGAUUACGCUUUUAUUAGUUAUUUUAAUAUUAACUUAUCCCACUUAUUGGUUUAUAUCAAUUAUAAAGUGUUUACUUGAAAUAUUACUUGGUAUUGUAUUAUUCUCAUUAAUUUGGGGUUCAUUAAUUGGCAGAACUAUAGAAAAAGCUGGUUUACUAAAUGCUAAACAUUCACUUUCAACAUUGUGCUCACGAUUAGAUAAUUCGAACGAUUUUACAUUGAUUAAAUAAUAACUCCGUAAACACAUUUUAAUUUCUUUUUAACACACAAUUUUGUUGCUCUUUGUCUCUUUAGUUUGCACUUCGUUUUUUUGUUCUGUCUUUUCUCUCCUCUCGUUAAUUGAUUUUUCUUCCGAAAUACAUUUGUUUCACCUGUGUUCAGGCAUAAAAUUCCAUGUGUUUUAAUCUGCUCAUAUUUAUCUGUUGUUUUAAAAUUCAUCAACGAGUUUGAUAAAUGUUAAGAUCGAUAAUCAGUUGAUGAUUUGAUCGCCUUUCUCUUCUUCACUUUUCCUCUUACUGCUUGCUCCCUUUUUAACUGCAAAUAAUUAAUGGGAAUACUAAAUUAUCAUCGAGUAUCUCCUAUUGUCAUUGCUCACAAUUUUUACAUCUAUCAACAACAACAACAAAAUUGUCCUAUUUGACAUUGAUUAUUUUGUAAUUUAAUUUUUUUUUCUUUUUCAAUAUGCAACAUGUGUGCGUGCGCUCAAUAUACUACUGAAUGAUUGUUAUCGUCCUUGUCUCUUUUCUUCCUCUUUUUUUGGCUUUUAUGCUGUUUUAUGUUAUGUAUGCAGAAUUAUUUCUAGUUUGAAUACAUUUUGAAAAGAUUAUAUAUAUUCAUAUAUUCGCAUCAUAUUGUAUCUUCAUGUUCCUCAUUUAAUUAUUUACCUACUUUUAUUGUUGUUUAAAUUUAUCAAUGAAAAUUUAAUAUCCCCGUGCGUCUGUUCUAAUCUAAUGAAAAUGUAAUCAUAAUUAAUUUGAUGAUCAUGAGUAAAUUAAAAUUGAUUUUAUCUUUUAAUUUGUUUUCUCAUUUCAACGGUGUUAUUUGACAAGGAGAGAAUGAUUUUAUUUUUGAAUUGUUGUUAUUUUCAACAUGAA
Schistosoma turkestanicum is the source of this 2329-nucleotide messenger RNA. The record is from the annotation of a GenBank genome assembly. NCBI's taxonomy places the organism in Eukaryota, Metazoa, Platyhelminthes, Trematoda, Strigeidida, Schistosomatidae.